AUGGAUCCGAGGCUGUACCAAUAUGCUCGCUCCGGUGAUGUGCACUCCCUGAAGGAGCUUCUCGAUACAGACCUGAGCGUACUCCAGGGGCGCACUCCUCAAGGAAACACGGCCCUCCAUGUUGCCGCUAGAUUCGGACAAAGACCAGUUUUUGCGGAGAUUUAUAGUCGAUGCAAGUCCCUUCUCAUGCAACCGAAUUCCGAGGGAGACACUCCUCUGCAUGUAGCUUCAGGGGCCGGCCGUCUUUCUGUUGUGAAGUUUCUGGUCACAGAGAUCACAUCCACCUCUCCUCAGCUAGACAUUGAAAGUGGCUGCGACUGCAGGUUGGAGAUGCUAAGAUGGGGAAAUAGAAGGAACAACACGGCCCUGCACGAGGCGAUCAGAAACGGUCAUUCACCAGUGGUUGGGUUGUUAAUAAGAGCGGAUUCUCACCUUGUACUUUACGAAAAUAGUGCGGGAGAAUCCCCAUUGUACCUGGCUGCUAGAGGGGGCAUGGAAGAGAUUGUAAAUUGGAUCCUGACAUCAUGCCCUUUAUCUGCUCACAGUGGAUCAGAUGGCCAGACGGUUUUGCACGCUGCUGUGAGCGUGAGACAUUCUGGAAUAGUGAAAACCCUCCUAAGAGCAAAGCCGGAGCUGAUCAGAGAAGCUGACCACCAAGGCAGGACCCCUCUCUACUAUGCAGCUUUUUCUGGAUACCACAAGUUGGUCCGACAAUUGUUAGAGUUCAAUAUCUUGAGUGCAUAUGCAUUGGACAGAGAUGGUUUUUCGUUGCUUCAUGCAGCAGCGAGUAAUGGCCAUGCCAAGGUUAUAAAAGAGAUUAUUCGGCUAUGCCCAGAUGCUGGAGAAUUAGUAGACUUAAAGGGACAAAACAUUCUUCAUGUUGCAGUGCUAAGUGGGAGAGCAAAUGUGGUCAGAUGCAUACUGGAAACCAUCGAGCUCGAGGGCCUAAUAAAUCAGCCUGAUUACAGUGGCAAUACUCCUCUGCAUCUAACUAUCAUGGAAAGGAAAAGUUGGAUCGCAGCUUACCUGUUGCAGGAUGCAAGAGUUGAUCAAACAGCUCAGAACAUAAAAGGCGAAACUGCCUUCGAGAUAGAUGAGCCAACCGAGGAAACAUGUGUGAUUCCUUCGGUCGCAAUGGUUAACUGGCGACAACUACGCCUCCCACAUCAUAGGAAUUUCCAAGGUGGAUUUCUCCACGGUACACAUGAACAAAAAGACGGUGUCUUGGAUUCAGAACAAACUUACAAGCAAAAUUGUCAGACGUUAUUGAUGAUUGCGACACUCAUCGCAACCGUGACGUUUGCAGCGGCUUUCACAAUGCCCGGCGGUUAUAACAAUGGCACUGGCCCAGGCCAAGGACUGGCGCUUCUUCGGUCAAGCAGCCACUUCAAGUGGUUCGUCAUCUCCGACACUAUCGCGAUGACUUGCUCGAUACUGGCCGCUUCCCUCAUACUCUGGGGCACUACUGUUGGCAAGAGACCCUACGUGCAAAUCUACGUGAUUGCGGCUGUGUUGACAUGCAUCGCGCUGCAGUCAACUGCCAUAUCGUUCUUGGCGGGUGUCCAGGCUGUUUUACCUGACGAAACAUAUGUCCGCACCAUGAGAAACAUAGUUGGCAGUGCCUUCCAUGUUAACACAUGCUUGCUUCUCUUCAGAUUGGCACAGACUUUUGCCUUCUCUCAGAUCUGCCUCUCCUUGAAUUCUUGCCUCAGAAGGCUCAAGUGCAUCAUCAAUUCCCACAUAGCAAAGAAAUAA
This is a messenger RNA of Eucalyptus grandis, 1755 nucleotides long. Its product is annotated as protein ACCELERATED CELL DEATH 6. NCBI's taxonomy places the organism in Eukaryota, Viridiplantae, Streptophyta, Magnoliopsida, Myrtales, Myrtaceae. Gene Ontology annotation, molecular function: protein phosphatase regulator activity; protein phosphatase 1 binding. The transcript is spliced from 3 exons. Gene Ontology annotation, cellular component: plasma membrane. The record is from RefSeq and is a predicted model, not a curated record. Bases 1 to 1755 code for a protein of 584 amino acids.